This is a messenger RNA of Aethina tumida (small hive beetle), 1625 nucleotides long. RefSeq names its product phospholipase A1-like. NCBI's taxonomy places the organism in Eukaryota, Metazoa, Arthropoda, Insecta, Coleoptera, Nitidulidae. The coding region runs from base 241 to 1497 and encodes 418 amino acids. The transcript has 5 exons. The record is from RefSeq and is a predicted model, not a curated record. Gene Ontology annotation, molecular function: lipase activity. Gene Ontology annotation, biological process: lipid metabolic process.
UCGGUUUGGAUUCCUGCAAACUAACACAUCCAAUUUUGCCUCGGUUUAACAUGAAACUAACAGUAACCGUCCGUUCUAGUAUGUAACACACACGGUUUGAAUAUCGAUGAUGCUAGUGAUUGUGACUUGUAUGUUUAAUGUGCGAGCGUUUUUAAUAGUUUGUAAUAACGAUUUAGUGGUUCACCGAAAAUUGUGACAACAUGUUGGAAAUUUUUUGAGUUUUGACAUCCCAUUUAAAAUAUGUAUGCGGUUUUGGUUGUUCUCGCCGGUUUGAUGCAACAUGUUGUGUCGCAGUCUGAGUUAAUGCCUAUGUAUGAUCCAUUCCAACAAGCGCCUUUGUAUGAUUAUUCGUAUCCGGUGACAAAUCCUGGUCUCAGACAAUCAGUUAUCACCCUCGGAGCUUGCAGAAUCGUCAUAGAUCCAAUUUGUCCUGAUCCGGAUGUAACUUUCUUCUUGUACACGAAAGAAGCACCUGAAACUCCGGUACAAGUCACAGUUGGCUCAGAAUGGACGUCGAAUUUGGGUGACACUUACUUUAAUCCUGAACAUCCAACAAAAAUUAUCGUACAUGGCUACAACUCUAAUAUGCACCUGACUGCUUUAACCGAAAUCAGAAAAGAAUAUUUAAAGACCAAGGACUACAACAUCUUCACGGUUGAUUGGGGUCCUUUGGCGAUGGGUCCUUGUUAUCCUGGAGCUGUAUUUAAUGCCAGACACGUGGGAACCUGCGCAGCCCAACUUGUAAGACAAAUUAGAAACGCCGGCGCCGAAGACAUUCACAUCAUCGGCUUCAGCUUAGGGGCGCACGUGACGAAUUUCAUGGCGGUCGCACUCCGACCAUAUUUAAUCCCGAGGAUCACAGGCUUGGAUCCGGCUUUGCCCGGAUUUAUAACGAUGAACAACGACGACAAACUGGACAGGACCGAUGCUAAAUUCGUGGACGUCUACCACACCAAUGCGUUCGUUCAAGGAAAGGUUGAGAACAGCGGACACGUGGAUUUUUUCAUCAACGGCGGCGUAAUACAACCAGGAUGUUGGGCCGAAAAUCGUUUUUUCGCCUGCAACCAUCAUAGAGCACCGCUGUACUUUGCGGAGUCCAUAAACACCCCGAGGGGAUUUUGGGGUUGGCCUUGUCCCAACUACCUUCAAUACUUAUUGGGCCGGUGUCCUCCGAUUGAUCCCCAAAUAUUAAUGGGGGAGUUGGUGAAUCAAACUGCGACGGGCACUUAUCUGGUGAUUACUGAGUCCGUUUCGCCGUUUGCUGUGGGAAAAUAUACGGGACCGGCCAUAGAAAUAUUCUUGAAGAUGUCGGAGAAAAAUCGGGUGGCUGUUCUGAACAAUUACAACAAGCAGAUCAUGGAAUAUGUUGAAGACGAUUUGAAGAUGGACGAAAGGAACAAACACGAGAUCAUGAACCAACUGAAUCAAGAUUUUGCAGAUAGUUUGUUUAGAAUGGAUUUUAAUUAUACAGACGUUGAAAGUAUUGUUGGCUUAUGAAAGACAUUUAUUUCAUUGCCUUUUUUGAUAUUUGUUUAAUACUAUUGUGUGAUACAUUUGAAUAUAUUUAUUUAUUUGAUGACUAAACUAUUGUAUGAAAAUUUUAAAUUUGCAUUUUGUUUAAAGAA